CCCCAUCAGGAGGAGAAGACCCCCACCCCCCCAUCAGGAGGACCAUGCUCGCCGCGUGCCUGGAGCCGCUCGGGCUCGCGCUCGGCUUCGCGGGCUCGCUGCUCGUGAUGGUCGCGUGCGCGCUCCCGAUGUGGAAGGUCACCGCGUUCAUCGACUCCAACAUCGUGGUGGCGCAGACGCUGUGGGACGGGCUGUGGAUGUCGUGCGUGGCGCAGAGCACGGGCCACGUGCAGUGCAAGGUGCACGAGUCCGUGCUGGCGCUCACGCGCGACCUGCAGACGGCGCGCGCGCUCACGGUGGUGGCCGCCGUGCUGGCCGUGGCCGCGCUCUCGGUGACGGUGGCCGGCGCGCAGUGCACCACCUGCAUCCGAGCGGAGGCGGUGAAGCGGCGCGUGGUGGGCGUCGGGGGCGCGCUGCACGCGGCCGGCGGGUUGUCGGUGCUCGUGCCGCUCUGCUGGAUGGCGCACGGCAUCAUCGUGGACUUCCACGACCCGCGCGUGCCGCCGUCCAAGAAGCGCGAGAUCGGGGCCGCGAUCUACAUCGGCUGGGCCGGGGCCGCGCUGCUGCUGCUCGGCGGCGCGCUGCUGUGCUGCUCCUUGGCCCGCGGCGCGCGGGGGGGCGCGCACACGUUCAAGUACGAGCCCGCCAAGGCCACCGCGUCCAGCGGGGCCUUCGACAAGAAGCACUACGUCUGAACCGGCUCGUGCACGUGGGACGUGCACGUGAAGUCUCACUGAGCGCGUGCACGUUGCUCCGAUUGACUGCAGAUCUUUGUAAAUCUCCCACCGAGCACCACGUGACCACACGCGCACGGUUUGGACUUCCUGUCUUUUGUUACUUUUAUAAUAAAGACAACAAAAC
Pseudoliparis swirei is the source of this 861-nucleotide messenger RNA. RefSeq names its product claudin 5b (gene cldn5b). The coding region runs from base 45 to 695 and encodes 216 amino acids. Gene Ontology annotation, biological process: cell adhesion; bicellular tight junction assembly. The record is from RefSeq and is a predicted model, not a curated record. The transcript has a single exon. Lineage: Eukaryota; Metazoa; Chordata; Actinopteri; Perciformes; Liparidae. Gene Ontology annotation, cellular component: plasma membrane; bicellular tight junction. Gene Ontology annotation, molecular function: structural molecule activity.